Cryptosporidium ubiquitum is the source of this 1803-nucleotide messenger RNA. RefSeq lists its product as uncharacterized. The coding region runs from base 1 to 1803 and encodes 600 amino acids. The record is from RefSeq and is a predicted model, not a curated record. NCBI's taxonomy places the organism in Eukaryota, Apicomplexa, Conoidasida, Eucoccidiorida, Cryptosporidiidae. The transcript has a single exon.
AUGGGGAAUGAUGGUGGAAUUCCAGAGUGGUGUUAUCUAACAAAAAAUGGUGAGUGUCAAGGAAAAGGAGGAACUUAUACUGAUGUAAUUGGAAAAGAUGGCCGUAUUGGAAAUGGUAUGGCAAUGACUAUGAUUCCGUUUGAGGAUACUGAUGUUCUUUUCAAGCUCGGAAAAAAAAACCAAGGUUAUUUAGCGGAAUUGAGAUGUAAGGGAGGAGUAUCUGAACUCACAUUUUCUGGGAGUACUGUGAGGUUCACAACUCCCUCAAUAUCGGGAUAUAAUAGGUGUUCUUUUAUAGUUGGCUUGUAUCAAGAUAAAAUUCAUGUUAGUCCUUUUGGUUCUAAAAAUAUUUCUUUGGGAAGUAUUCCAAUGUCUCCAUCAUCUUCUUUUAAUGAGAUUUAUUGUGAUACAACCUAUGCUAAGUAUGGUGCUAUUCACACCGGAUACAGCCCUUCUCCUCAAGUAGUAUCUACACCAACAACACAAGGAUUCAAUAACCUCGAUAGCUCUCUUUCUCUUCCUUCAACAACAACAACAACUACUACUACUACCACUACAACUACUACAACUACAACUGCAGCUCCAAAGCUAACUUUAGAAGCACAAGAGUAUCUAAUUGUUCCAAGCAUACAGAGUGCAGCAGCAUCUAUUUCAUUCUCUAUUAAUAAGUCUUUAUUAACUUCUUCUUCACUCAUUGUCACUUUGUCGGAUGCCAACAACUCAAGUCUUGCUCAGACAAAACUGAAGUCUUGUUGUCUUGAAUUAACUUCAGAUAAUCCAGAGCAUUUUGACAAAGCGAUGUAUAAUACGGAAAUGAAGAGUGCUUCAACAGUAAAUCUUACUCUUGCUUGGACUAAAGCAUUUAUCUAUUUAAUUCUAGUUUCCAGCAUGUCAAUUUUAGCUUCAGUUCCAAGGCUUGGAAAUCUAAAUACUCCUACCAGAGCAAUUCUUGAAAAUGAUUUAGGAGCAAAACUAAACACUACAUGGAAAUAUUCUAGUGAGUUUGAAGUACCAAGGUUAUCUACAUGCAGCUUGAAUACCUAUGACAACUCAUGUAAGUCUACAUCAAUCUCCAUCGUUUCUCCAGUUUCCUGGAAGCCUAAUAUAUCCUUUCUUAGAUAUGGUUUUGUGUCCCCAAUAAGCGGCAGUUACCCGAUUUCUAUCUCAUUAACUUCCGGUGGAACUUUAUUUGUGUCUAUUAAUUUCAGUCAAACUGGUAUUACCGUUUCUAUUCCUUCCUCAUCUCAAACUUCUUCUAUGAGCUAUGUUAAAACCCCAAAUCCAGGAGAAUGGGUUUCCGGGGAUAUCUUUGUUUUAAGUCCCAAGUUAUACAAUACUUUAGAUAGAAUCAAUAAUUCAAAGCCUUGUACUCUCAUCACAUCUUCCUGUACUGCAACAUCUUCUUGGGCCUCCACAAGUUUGUCUAAUUUGGUUGCAAGUUACGCAUAUUUAUCCAAGCUUUCUUUGGAAGCAGGAAUAGAAGAUACUGAAGAACAGCCGAAACUUUAUGUUACCUAUAAGGGAGCUGUUGCACUGAGUAUCAAUAUCUCUAAUAAAGAUCUAAAUGGAGCAACUGUCCAAGAUAGUCCUACAUACCAACCUUUGGUAUAUUGGAAGGUCUACAAGGGGCUUUCUCCCUCAAUUAAUAUCCCUUCGGAAGAACUUUCAAAAAUUAAGGAUGAUGUUAGAAAUCCAAACACUACCACUACUCUUUCUUUAAAUACAACUACAGUUGUAACUACAACAACGACAAAGUCUACAAGCUCAGGAUCAUGGUUUGACAGCAUUUCAUCCUGGUUUUAA